This is a messenger RNA of Hymenoscyphus albidus, 1583 nucleotides long. Lineage: Eukaryota; Fungi; Ascomycota; Leotiomycetes; Helotiales; Helotiaceae. The record is from the annotation of a GenBank genome assembly.
GACAACAAUACACCACACCCUUCUCCCAGCACCACUUGACCUUAAUUCUCAACCAUGGCCGCUGCAACUCCCACCCUCAAAUUGGACCAAAAGUAUGACGAUUAUGACUUCCCAUACAUCUCAGAAAAAGCUCAACCUGGUCAUGCUGGAUACACAACUGCAGAACAAGAUGCUCAAGUCGCCCAAUUACGCAUGAAGCUCGAGGGUGCUGGAUAUACUGAGCGUCUCGACACCUUAACUCUCGUUAGUCUGCCUCUUUCCUAGCUACCAAAAAACCUCAACUUUUGCUAAUCUGGCGGUGAAGCUUCGAUUUCUGAGAGCCCGGAAGUUCGAUGUGGACCUCUCCGAGAAGAUGUACGUUGCCCCACUCACCCUUCCUACCAAAAAUAUAUGCUGAACAUUGCAAAGGUUCCUCGAUUGCGAGACAUGGCGAAAGGAAUUUGGCGGCGGUUUAGACGAUCUUGUCCGAACCUUCGAUUACAAGGAGAAGCCCCAGGUGUUCGAGUACUACCCACAAUAUUACCACAAGACGGACAAGGUAUGUUGAGAGACCGCCCGUGGCUCAAAAGGUCGUACUGAUAAGGAGAUAGGAUGGGCGGCCCGUAUACAUUGAGCAGAUGGGCAAAAUCGACUUGGCUGCCAUGUACAAAAUUACCACCUCCGACCGAAUGCUGCAAAACCUCGCUGUCGAGUACGAAAAGAUUGCCGAUCCAAGACUCCCAGCAUGCUCCCGAAAAUCUGGUCACCUUGUCGAGACUUGCUGCACAAUCAUGGACUUGAAGGGCGUAGGAAUUAGCAAAGUCAGCUCCGUUUACUCCUAUGUCAAGCUGGCCUCCAACAUGUCACAAAACUACUAUCCCGAGAGACUUGGAAAGCUCUACAUGAUCAAUGCACCAUGGGGAUUCUCCGGCGUCUUUGGUAUGAUCAAGGGCUGGUUGGAUCCUAUCACUGUUGAGAAGAUUCACAUUUUGGGCACCGGCUAUCAGAAAGAGCUCCUCGCACAAAUUCCAGCUGAGAAUCUGCCCAAGGCUUUUGGUGGAUCUUGCGAGUGCUCGGGCGAGGGUGGGUGUAUGAUGAGCGAUGAGGGACCAUGGACCAACCCUGAGUGGUCCAGACCUCCAAAGUGGCAAUCAGCACCUGCAAAGAAGGCUGACGUUAUUGACAACACGAAUGUUAACGCAGCAACUACCACUCCUGCUGCACCAGUUGCGGCUCCUGUUCCAGCUGCCCAAGCACCUGCUCAAGAUGAUGAAAUCAAGGCUGCCCCUGCACUAAUUUAGAUGAUUGAUGAGAGAUGAUGGAGAGCAAAUUUCUCGGAGCUAGUCGCAAAGACACAAAAACGGGAUUGAUUUCAAUUGGGUGGAAGGAGGGAUAGUUGGAGGUGGCUAGUCUGAUGUGUGUUUAUUUCUGGAACGAGCUUCUGAGGAGUUGUCCUUUUAUUUUGACACAGUCAGCCGCGUCCAGCGAGAUCAUUUCCGGAGGUGGUUUCUUCUUUCUGCAUUACUAUUACCAAACUAGAUUACAGAAUUAGUUACUACCUUUUUGUCCAGGGGACGAGUUUCUAAUUAAGUUUGACUCUCAGA